Messenger RNA from Thamnophis sirtalis, 9307 nucleotides. The record is from RefSeq and is a predicted model, not a curated record. Lineage: Eukaryota; Metazoa; Chordata; Lepidosauria; Squamata; Natricidae.
GGAGGUCACGUGAUGGUUUCAAUAUGGCGGCGCCGUGUUGCUGUCUAGCCUCAACACCUCCACCUCUGAGGGAAUCGCGCGUCUUCCGGCUCAUGGAGUUCCUCUGCGGCCGGAACCUCUGAGCGCCGAUCCCGCUCCGGUAAGGGCAGGCCGGGACGAAGGUCUUUCUAAGUGCAAGAAGGCCAUGCAGUUCCCGGCCCGCGAGGAGAACACUCGCACGAAGAGUAUGUUCGUCUCACGGGCCCUGGAGAAAAUCCUCUCCGAGAAGGAGGUGAGGCGUCCCCCUCACGGACAGCUGAGGAGAGCCUGUCAAGUGGCACUUGAUGAAAUAAAAGCAGAAUUAGAAGAACAAAGCCAAGGCAGCGAAACCAUACCAAAAGCAAACUUCAUUGAAGCUGAUAAAUAUUUUCUCCCAUUUGAGUUGGCCUGCCAAUCAAAAUCUCCACGGAUUGUCAGCACCUCUUUGGAUUGUUUACAGAAACUCAUUGCUUAUGGACAUAUCACUGGCAAUGCUCCAGACAGUGGAGCUCCUGGAAAGCGCCUGAUUGACCGCAUAGUUGAAACAGUAUGCAACUGCUUUCAGGGUCCUCAGACUGAUGAAGGAGUACAGUUACAAAUAAUAAAGGCUCUUCUCACUGCUGUCACAUCUCCAUAUAUAGAAAUUCAUGAAGGAACAAUCCUUCAGACUGUUAGAACAUGUUAUAACAUCUACUUGGCCAGUAAAAAUCUCAUUAAUCAAACAACUGCCAAGGCUACUCUCACUCAAAUGCUGAACGUCAUUUUCACACGGAUGGAAAACCAGGCUAUACAAGAGACAAGAGAACUAGAAAAAUCAAAUCAACAAAAACCCCAGUCUCCUAUGAUUCAUACCAUGUCAGGGUCUCCUAAAUUUGGCCGAUUGAAAUAUAGUCAACAAGAAAGCAAACCCUCAACUCCUGUGAAAGCAGACUUGACUAAUGGAGAGCCUGAAAAAAAAGAAAAUGGAGAUGACAAACGAAACUGAUGUCCCUGGGCCUCAGACAGCUGCCAAGUUCUCCCAUAUCCUUCAGAAAGAUGCCUUUCUUGUAUUCCGGUCAUUGUGCAAACUUUCAAUGAAACCACUUGGUGAUGGGCCUCCAGAUCCCAAAUCUCACGAAUUGCGCUCUAAAAUAGUAUCACUUCAGCUGCUGCUUUCGGUUUUGCAAAAUGCUGGUCCAGUCUUCAGGACACACGAAAUGUUUAUAAAUGCAAUCAAGCAAUACCUUUGUGUAGCAUUGUCUAAAAACGGAGUGUCUUCUGUUCCUGAUGUGUUUGAGCUUUCUCUUGCAAUCUUCCUUACCCUUCUUUCAAAUUUUAAGAUUCACUUAAAAAUGCAAAUUGAGGUGUUUUUCAAAGAGAUCUUCCUGAACAUUUUAGAAACUUCCAGUAGCUCUUUUGAGCACAAGUGGAUGGUUAUUCAGACUCUGACUAGGAUUUCUGCAGAUGCCCAGUGUGUAGUGGACAUAUAUGUUAACUAUGACUGUGACUUGAAUGCUGCUAAUAUCUUUGAACGGCUUGUAAAUGAUUUAUCUAAAAUUGCACAAGGACGUAGUGGACAUGAGUUAGGCAUGACACCACUACAGGAACUAAGUCUAAGGAAGAAAGGUCUUGAAUGUUUGGUCUCUAUUUUAAAGUGCAUGGUUGAAUGGAGCAAGGACCUAUAUGUGAAUCCAAAUCAUCAAGCCAGCCUUGGCCCAGAUAAACCUUCAGACCAAGAAAUAGGGGAAGGAAGAUGUUUGGAAAUUGGAGGGCGAAGAAGCAGUGCAAGUUCUUUAGAUUCAACUGUAUCCUCAGGAAUUGGGAGUGUUGGUAUGCAGUCUGCUCUUGUUGAUGAUCCAGAACAAUGUGAGGUCAUCAAGCAACAAAAGGAGAUAAUUGAACAUGGGAUUGAACUAUUUAACAAGAAAGCCAAGAGAGGACUACAAUAUUUGCAAGAACAGGGAAUGCUUGGAGAAACAGCUGAAGACAUAGCACAGUUUUUUCAUCAAGAAGAGCGCCUGUGUUAUAGCCAAGUGGGAGAAUUUCUGGGGGAUAGUAACAAAUUUAACAAGGCGGUGAUGUAUGGCUAUGUAGACCUGCUUGAUUUCUGUGGAAAGGACUUUGUCUCUGCUUUACGCAUAUUUCUGGAAGGAUUUCGGUUACCUGGUGAAGCUCAGAAGAUUGACAGACUAAUGGAAAAGUUUGCUGCUAGAUAUAUUGAAUGCAACCAAGGCCAAACUCUCUUUGCCAGUGCUGACACUGCUUAUGUUUUAGCAUAUUCUAUUAUAAUGCUGACAACAGACCUGCAUAGCCCUCAGGUAAAGAAUAAGAUGACAAAAGAACAAUACAUUAAAAUGAACCGUGGGAUCAAUGAUAGCAAAGAUCUUCCAGAAGAAUAUCUGUCUACAAUUUAUGAUGAAAUUGAAGGAAAGAAGAUUGCAAUGAAGGACACAAAAGAAUAUUCAAUCACAACCAAAUCUACUAAACCGAGUGUAGCCAAUGAGAAGCAGCGACGGUUGUUAUACAAUCUAGAAAUGGAACAAAUGGCAAAGACUGCGAAAGCCCUCAUGGAGGCAGUAAGCCAUGCAAAGGCACCCUUUACUAGUGCAACCCAUCUGGAUCAUGUCAGACCUAUGUUCAAACUUGAGCGAGAUGCUUAUGUUCAGGCACUUGCUCGCUUUUCCUUGUUGACUGCCAGCUCCAGCAUCACAGAAAUGAAGCAGAAGAACAUAGAUACAAUUAAAACACUUAUUACAGUGGCACACACUGAUGGCAAUUAUCUGGGAAAUUCUUGGCAUGAGAUUCUAAAAUGCAUCAGCCAGCUGGAGUUAGCACAGCUGAUAGGAACUGGAGUUAAAACACGCUAUCUCUCUGGGUCUGGUCGUGAGAGGGAAGGGAGUCUCAAAGGUUUCACAUCUGGAGGAGAAGAUUUCAUGGGACUUGGACUGGGUAACUUUGUUGGUGGAAGUGUUGAUAGAAGACAAAUAGCCUGCAUUCAGGAAUCUGUGGGAGAAACCAGUUCUCAAAGUGUGGUGGUAGCAGUGGACAGGAUAUUCACUGGUUCUACUAGACUAGAUGGAAAUGCUAUAGUUGAUUUUGUUCGAUGGCUGUGUGCGGUUUCCAUGGAUGAGUUGGCUUCCCCUCACCAUCCCCGGAUGUUUAGCUUACAGAAAAUAGUUGAAAUCUCCUAUUAUAACAUGAAUAGAAUUAGACUGCAGUGGUCCAGAAUAUGGCAUGUAAUUGGAGAUCACUUUAACAAGGUUGGCUGCAAUCCUAAUGAAGAUGUGGCAAUUUUUGCAGUUGAUUCUUUGAGGCAACUGUCCAUGAAGUUUCUUGAAAAGGGGGAGUUAGCCAAUUUUCGAUUUCAGAAAGACUUUUUGAGGCCUUUUGAGCAUAUCAUGAAGAAGAACAGAUCCCCAACUAUUCGGGACAUGGUAAUACGCUGUAUUACUCAGAUGGUGAACUCUCAAGCUGCUAAUAUUCGCUCAGGGUGGAAAAAUAUGUUUGCAGUGUUUCAUCAAGCAGCAUCUGAUCAUGAUGGGAAUAUUGUGGAGUUGGCAUUCCAGACAGCAGCACAUAUAGUUACUACUAUCUUUCAACAGCAUUUUCCUGCAGCCAUAGAUUCAUUCCAGGAUGCUGUCAAAUGUUUAUCAGAGUUUGCCUGCAACGCCUCCUUUCCUGAUACCAGUAUGGAAGCAAUUAGACUUAUUCGUUACUGUGCAAAAUAUGUUUCUGAAAGACCACAGGUUUUGAGAGAAUAUACAAGUGAUGACAUGAAUGUAGCAACUGGAGACAGGGUUUGGGUUAGAGGAUGGUUCCCUAUUUUGUUCGAACUUUCUUGUAUCAUCAAUCGGUGCAAGCUAGAUGUGCGGACAAGGGGUCUAACAGUUAUGUUUGAAAUCAUGAAGAGCUAUGGCCAAACAUUUGAAAAGCACUGGUGGCAAGAUCUAUUUCGAAUUGUAUUUAGAAUAUUUGACAACAUGAAGCUUCCAGAGCUGCAAACAGAGAAAUCUGAAUGGAUGACUACUACCUGUAAUCAUGCACUUUAUGCAAUCUGUGAUGUAUUUACCCAGUUCUAUGAAGCUCUGAAUGAAAUUCUUCUUGCUGACAUAUUUACACAGUUACACUGGUGUGUAAAACAAGACAAUGAACAGUUGGCUCGAUCAGGUACGAACUGCUUAGAAAGUCUGGUAAUAUUAAAUGGGGAAAAAUUCAGUCCUGAAGUUUGGGACCAAACCUGCAAUUGUAUGCUAGACAUCUUCAAAACUACCAUUCCUCAUGUUUUGCUGACAUGGAGGCCAGCAGGGAUGGAAGAUGAUUCAUCUGAAAAACACCUGGAGGUAGACCUGGAUCGCCAGUCUUUAAGUAGUAAAAAUGCUUCAGAAAGAGGGCAGAGCCAGUUUUCAAAUCCCACAGAUGACAGCUGGAAAGGAGGCCCUUAUUCAAACCAAAAACUCUUUGCCAGCCUCCUCAUAAAAUGUGUGGUCCAGCUGGAAUUGAUUCAGACAAUUGACAAUAUAGUAUUUUACCCAGCAACAAGUAAGAAAGAAGAUGCUGAACAUUUGGCUGCUGCUCAGAGGGACACACUAGAUACAGAUAUACAUAUUGACACUGAAGACCAGGGAAUGUACAAAUUCAUGUCUUCCCAACAUCUGUUCAAGUUACUGGAUUGUCUGCAAGAGUCCCAUUCAUUUUCAAAAGCUUUCAACUCAAAUUACGAACAAAGGACCGUCCUAUGGAGGGCAGGGUUCAAGGGCAAAUCAAAGCCCAAUCUUUUAAAACAAGAGACUAGCAGUUUGGCUUGUUGUCUAAGAAUUCUCUUCCGAAUGUAUGUUGAUGAAAACCGCAGAGAUUCCUGGGAAGCUAUACAAGAGAGGCUCCUGAAUGUGUGCAGUGAAGCUUUGGCCUAUUUUAUCACUGUGAAUUCUGAAAGCCAUCGAGAGGCUUGGACCAAUCUCUUGUUGCUACUUUUAACAAAAACACUAAAAGUCAGUGAUGAAAAGUUUAAAGCACACGCAUCAACAUAUUACCCCUAUUUAUGUGAAAUAAUGCAGUUUGAUCUGAUCCCAGAACUCCGAGCUGUGCUGAGGAAGUUUUUCCUGCGCAUUGGUGUAGUGUUCAGAGUUUGGAUUCCUGAAGAACACUUGCGAACAACAGGGACUCAAUCCCUUGCAUGGUAGUUCUGUGACUGCUGUUUACCAAAGCUUGAAUAAUGCUCAGUUCACUGAAUGAAAGCAUAAACAAAGCAAAGAAAAAACGAUAGGUCUCCAAAGAAAAAGAAACUACAAUAAUCUGAACAGCAGGGUUAUAUUGGUCAAUCUGGUAUUUCUGAAGGCUCUUUCAUUACUACUAUAGUUCUGGCUGUCCUAUAGAAAUAGCUGUUCACAUUUGACAACUUAUUGCAGUAAAUGUCAAGUCAUUCUUACCAUUCAGCUUGUCUGUUCAAAUUGAUUUUGCAGUAGUUCCCUCUUAAUACCUUCCAGCUGUUUGCUCAUAAGCUGUUGGAAAUGAUGAAUGAAAACCCUUUAUAUAAGUCUGUGAUGCUAGCAAUUGUAUUAAUAAAUAUUUGAGAAGAUGAAAAUUUAUUUGAAAAUUGGCUGGAGCGUUUCUCCACCAAGAAUGCAUACAGUUGAAAAUGACUUGGUGCUGUCUCUUCUUUCAAUACAGAUUCGAAUGAUUUGGUGCUGUCUAUUGUGUAUAUCUGUAGCAAGAUGGUGACUAGGCAGUAAUAUAUGUAGUCACCCAGUUAAAAUCCAAAGCAGUCUUAUCUCCAUCUCCCUUUUUGCUAAUUCUGCUAUACAUUGCAGAAUGUAAAUGGUAAAUCAUCUUCAGAGCAGCACUGUAUUUUCUCUAGGACUGAUAAUUUUUCAUCAUAUGAAAAUUGCCUUGUUACUGGGUUACUAUCAAUAAAGCAAUCUGCAAAAUGUAUUAUGAAGGAAACACUCUCCCCAGAAACUGUAGGAGAAAACCAAUUCACACUGCCUUUUAAUUAUUUUAUCUCUCAUGACUUGAAUGUUUAAGUAGUUUGAAAGCUUUGAAAAAUGCUUCUGAUUCUUAAUCUCUAAUGAUUAUUAAAUAUUAAGCAAAUGACAAACUCAAAUUCUUUGAUUAAUUUUGAAGUGCACAUUGAAUAAAUCAAAAUUUAUACUCGUAUUUCCCUUUUGGAGUAAUGUAUAGAUUAACAUUUGGGUAGAAACUGUGUAUCUUCAAUGUGUUUUCAGAUAUUUCUAUUUUUGCUGCUGAUCUGUGAGUUAUGGUUGUUUUAAUGGCUUGGUUAAUGCUUUAUUAUUAUAAGUUGUAUAAGACAGGGGAGUCUGGUUCCUAUUGGAACCACUUGAUUUAUUAAUAUAAGUGCACAUGUACUUGUAAAGAAACCUGCUUUCUGGGGCCAGUAGGAAGCAAAGUCAUCGCUCUGUGCUAUUGGCUCUUCUGAAUUUGGGUCCAAGGAGGGAUUUUAAUAUUAUAAUUAUUAUAAGACUAAGUCUUACUAUUCUUGGCCCAAUAAAAAUAGUUUUGUAAGAUAUGGCAGGCAAAUUCUGUAUAGUUGUAAUAAUGUAAUGGUUUCUACAAGAGGGCAGGAAGGAGGUAAUUUCUGUCCAAAUGUAUUAAAAUGCAAAAGUAUUAAAUAUACUUUUUCUUCUGAUUGGCAAAUAUGAACUGUAAGGUGUUAGUGAAGUGGGGAGCAGGGAGACAUGAUACGUGGGUGAUACGCAGCCCUAAGGAAAAGUCCUGAAAAGGUUCGACCCAAGGUGACAAGUGUGAUGAAGAAAGUGAAACUUCUAGCGCUGUAAAUUGAAUCUGGCUACUAACACUGUUAUCAUCGUUACAAUUAGGGAAGAGCUAUGGCAGGAUUUUCUUUUAAACACUAGUGCGCUAUCUCAAAGAGUUUCAGUAAUAAAGCGGUAUAAGUUUUGCUUUUUUUUUUUUUUUUUUGGCACUUCGCAGACAUAAAAAGUUUUGGACGUUUUAUUUUCUCUACCAAAGACUUUUGUACAUAGCAAGUGAAAAAUAUUGUUUUCUGUGAAAUAUGUUGGAAAACAUAUAAACAGUUCAUUAGAAAGGAUUGUAAUAAAACAGCUUACUUAUUUAGUUAUUUAUGUUUGCAGUGAAAAGUUGGAUUUCACUGUGUGCAGAAAAAAAGUUAUUUAUUUUUAUAUCCUGUUAUUUUAAUCCUUUUACUGACCAGAAUUCUUCUUUAAUUGGACUGCUUUUCCCCAUUUCUAUAAUUCUGAUGUCAAUAUGUUCUGCAAAUACAGCGUGGUCUUCCCCCCCACCCCUUAAAUGUUUUCUGUUCAGAUGUGCACCUCUUUGACUUCAUUAAAGAAGCAUGGCAACACUGCAAGUAAUGUUUAGAACCUGAAUAAAAAGUGCAAUAUCCAUAGGGUUUAAAAUAGUUAUCUUCCAAAGUUUUGCAAUGUAAAGCACUGUGAAGAAGCUUCUUUUGUGUGAUCUUUACUUAUACACAGAAUAGAAUGAUCAUAAAACUUAAAGCCUAGUCAGUAGUAUUAAAUUAUUCAUUUUCUUAGGAAAGCUUUAUUUAGCAGCCAACAGCUACAUUUUCAAAUGGCUAAGACUUUAAUUAAAAACAUAGGUGGGAAUCUAAUAACCAUGUAAUUAUCAUGAAGGGUAGCACGUGAGUAUCUGUGUGCGUGUUUGUAUGUGUUUGAAGAUGUUCCAUAAUAGCCUUUCUUUGUGAUAUUCCUGAAAAUUGUGAAGAAUGGUAAUAAUGGUACAUGUAUUAUUUGAAUGUAUUUUUAUAAUGAGUGUGGGCAUCAAUACUGCUUAGUUUUGGCAACACCAAUUUCCAUGGACAAUCGUAAUAAUGUUAGGAAUAUUCUCUAAAAUUUUCUAUGGUAAUUGAUUUAAGAUCAGAUCAUAAAACAGGUUCUGCAGAGUAAACCAAUGUUUCUUGUAUCUUUCUUUAAACACUCAUAAAAUUUUGUUUGAGCUGGCCGCAUAACAGAAUUCUAUAUUAUGAAUCCAGUGCAAGAUGAAUUGUCUGUGUGACACACAAUUCCAGUGUACAGGCAGUCGUUGAUCUCUUACCAAUUGUAGUAAACCUUAGACUUGCAUGUUGAGCUAUAGUUGCCUCUUCCCUCUUUGAUAUGAAUCUCCCCUUCUUUUGCCAGCAUUAUCUUUGCUUUGAUUUUAUAUCUUUAGUAGCAGCAAUUGUGAUAAACACGAAAUAAAUUCUUUCUGAAUCAAAUUUGCAGCACUGAUUCUACCAGGUUUGCAACACUAAUUUAAAAUAAUAGUUUUGAUUACCAUUAAUUGUGGCCACAGCUAACAGCAGAUAAAGUAUUAAUCUUAUCAUUUCAGCCAAAGAACAGGAAUGCAGAAAUAGUAGUAAAAAAAAGAGGUAAGAAUGUAGAACUUGGUCAUUCAACGCUUGGUCUUAUAAGUACUCUUACAUUCUGAAAUAGUUCUGGUGAAGUCACGCUGCAAACAUUGAAUACACUGUGCAAAAAGUGUACAGAGUUAUAUGUAAUCUAAUACUUGGAGGAAAUAUUUUACAGUAAAUGAGCUAGAAAAAAGCCCAGCAGUAGCAACAAAAGCAUCAAAGUGAUUGCUCCCUGGGUUAUCAGGUGGAGCAAAGCAUAAAGCAUUGCUCACUUCAGAGUUUAGGAAGGGGUAGUAUUACAUUAUAUUCUAAAAUACCAAUCCCAGUAAAAAAUUUCCCAUUCCCCUAUUUUAAAUUGAGAAUGAGGUUGAAAACCCACUUAUUUAAAAUCUGCAAAUUUGCACAUAAGGGCCUUUUAAAAACAAACAACAUUGAAUAAAAAAUUGCUUAAAUGCUUGGUGCAUUGCAUUUUAAAGAAUAAUUCACCACUGUUAUACUCCCACUGAGGUUAACGUAAGCCAGUAUAAAUUGCCAGUGAAAUUUGUCCCUAUUAAUAAAUAUGUUACAGUUCAAUCAGAUGGUGUGAUGUGAUUCUUGGCUUGAAGCAACAGAAAAUUUUGAUUUGUGAGAGGUGCAGUUCUUUAAAUGUCUUGAUAUUUUUGUCCAGAAUAUCUCUUUGCAACUUUAAAUAAAAUAUACUUUGUGCAAAAUGUAUGUUUUAUCUAUAUAAUGCUUAAAAUUAGUUAUAAGCUACUUUUUUUCUUAAGAGACCUUCUAUUAUGAAGUACAUUUAAUAUCAUUAAGUUAAUGAAAAGCAUUCCUUGCCCGAUGGAUGUAUACAUUUUUGGGAGAAUAGCAUAAUUAUAUACUGUAAUACAAAGUUAUGUAAAGUUUUUAUAUAAAAUAUUAUGAAGAAUGUUGUAUUCCAUGCUUUAAUCAGGUGGUAAAUAAAGUUUAACAUCAAACAUA